GAUCCCUCUGGGAUCUCUUGUUAAACAGAAGCAUAUAUAUAUAUGCAUUAUAUUCUAGUUUGGGUCAAACAAGAGUUUUGUAGGCAUGGUUUUUGAUACCUUGAGAGGGGACUUUAUGAUUGUGGUCAUGUGGUGUAAGAAGUCAAGCGACUGAUUCACUUAAGAAGUUAUUGAAUUAAUUGUUUAUCCCAUGGCCACUAAAGAUUAGCCUGGAUAUUGAUGCCGACGUAUUUGGCAGAAUCUGCGAUUUCUAGGAUGAGACCAUGAAGUGUAUAGGUAGGCGAAGGAGUGAACUAGCAUCUUUAAAAAAUGAGCCGUAUCAUUAUGUUUGUGUUAUAUUAAAGAUCCCUUUGGUCGAUAAUUGAUUAGUCGAAGGCUUAGUGUAUAUAUAUAUAUAUAUAUAUGAUCAUAUGUAAUAGGAAUUAGUAAUGGAAAAUACCCUGCCUGCGCUAGAGCAAAUAUCCCACCACUAUAGCAUACUAGCUAGGCUAAAGGGAAGUUCCCACUAGGCUGAGCUAGUAAAAGUGACCUAUACUCUCCAUGCUUGCACUUAUAGGGUCUGGUGUGUGUCUUUGGGGUCAAAGACUUGAAUGAGGGAGGAAUAUAGCAGACUAUGUUAAAUUCUGGUGGCCAGAGUAGCUCAAAUUGUUAGAGCAUCUGUCUAGAUUUCGGAGGCCCUGGUCUGGUCAUUGCAUUUUUCGUCUUAUUUUACAUUUGGCGCCCAGCUUAAUACUAACAUACAGUUGUAGGUGAUGUAAGGACUCUUGUGCUUCUUUAGGGUCAAAGACUUUGUUGAAGGAGGAAGGAAUGUAAUGGAACUGUACUGGGCUGAAGGUAUACUGGAAUCAGUUCAACAUUUUCGAUUUACCAUGACCAUUUUACAUACCUCUAUGAAGUAGGAUACAGGAAAUGCUGACGAGCGACCAAAAAUGUUGAAGUCCAGAAAGAUCUUUUUUGUAUGCAUAGCAGUUGUGGGCAUUGUGGUGCCGUUGGUGUUUCUGAGUCAAACUACAGGACACAGCUCUCGCAGUAGACGAGGACCCAAGAAGAAAGUUGUUGCUAGAUUUCGGCACAAUGUUUUAGACAACAAUGAGUCAUCAUUAAUGACUUCACUGAAUACCAACAUUCCACCAGAUGUACUACAACGGGAGAGAUUGGCUACCCUUAAGCAAGGCUGCCAGCUGCUUGAGAGAAAGGGUGUGGUUCCCGACAAUGUUACCGCUAGCCAGCUAAGCCAUAUCCUUGUAGAUGACACAUAUCAAGUGAUGUUUUGUUACAUUCCUAAGGUGGCCUGCACCAACAUGAAACGGGUAUUUCUGCUCCUUACGGGUAAAAUGAAUACCACCAAUCCUCUCGACAUCAAAAGCAAUGAUGUACAUUUUACACAUGAUAAAUACUUGAAAUAUCUUAGUGAUUACAGUUCGGAAAUUGAUAUCAAUUAUAGAAUCAAAAGUUACAAGAAAGUUAUAUUUGUCCGAGAACCAUUAGAAAGAUUGUUGUCCGCAUACAGGAACAAAUUUAUGGAGAAGAGUGACUAUUUCCAUAGGAGGUUUGGUCGAAGAAUAAUCAAAAGAUACCGUGAAAACCCGUCUGCGGCUUCCGUUGAGUUGGGAAAUGAUGUGCAAUUUAUAGAAUUCAUUAAGUACAUUACAGAUUCCAAUACAGUUAUGAGGGAAGGAUAUAACGAACAUUGGGCUCAUUACUCUGGUCUGUGCCAUCCAUGUCUGAUUCAGUAUGACUACAUCGGCAAAUACGAAACUAUUGACCAGGAUAUCGACCAGAUUCUCAGGGAUCUACGUAUCGACAAAAUCAUUAAGUUUCCGCCUCGAGGUGCAACCUACAAAAGAAAAAAAACAAAAGACACUAUGGCCGAUUUCUACGGAAAGAUUCCACCAUCUCACUUAAGGUUACUAUGGAAAAUUUAUGUAAAUGAUUACAAACUCUUCGGCUAUCCUUAUCCAGAGGUUUUGAAGCAGUUUCUUCAGGAUGGGCGUCAUACAUGAUACACAUUGUUAACCUAUUACUUUGAACAACCUAUUAUCAUGAAAUGUUUGAGAUUUAAUUUGCCUUCUUUACAUAUAAUUCUCAGUCUUAAUCAAAUAGUGUGUAAAAUUCAAAGGGAUCAGAAUAAAAAAUGGACACAAUAAAUUUGAUGUCGGAGCUCAAAUGUGGUCAGUAUUCAACAUUUGUUUACCAUAUAUUAUGAAAUCCUAUUGAGAACUGGAUUUAAUUUUUAUAUAUUUUGUUUUUUUUUGUUUAAUUUUUGUUCUUUCUUUUUAUUUGAUUUUAUAUUUCAUGCAAGUAUUUAUUAUUUUGCUAAGAAAUCCAUAACUAAGAUGAAUUUGUUUUACUGGUUAUACAUUUUUGUGUCAAUCACAAAACUGAUUAUCUCCCCUGCAUUGAUUCAUUUCCUUAGAAUAUCCUACCAGGAUCAUGUACUAGUGUACUACCAGUAUUGUUUUUGUUUUUGAAAGAUAAACAGGCGUGUUGAAGUAGUUUGACCUUUAAAAUACUUUUUUUUUCAACUUUAGUCUUUUCUUUGUAAAUAAUAUUAUUCUUAUAUUAUUGUUAUACUUGAUUUUUCUGUGAUGAAUAAAACGUCAUUAUUCA
Molecule: messenger RNA, 2610 nt
Organism: Pecten maximus
Lineage: Eukaryota; Metazoa; Mollusca; Bivalvia; Pectinida; Pectinidae
Product: carbohydrate sulfotransferase 11-like
Exons: 4
Coding region: 930-2003 (357 amino acids)
Biological process (GO): carbohydrate biosynthetic process
Cellular component (GO): membrane
Molecular function (GO): sulfotransferase activity
Source: RefSeq, a predicted model, not a curated record